Molecule: messenger RNA, 174 nt
Organism: Funneliformis mosseae
Lineage: Eukaryota; Fungi; Glomeromycota; Glomeromycetes; Glomerales; Glomeraceae
Source: the annotation of a GenBank genome assembly
AUGAAUGGAUAUACUAUGCGAGAAAAUCUAGUUGAGAAACAUGAAAGUGGUGAAUUAGCACAAAAUGUUGAAAUUCCCGAAGUACCUUCUAUUAAUAAUUGGAUAACAAGAUUCACUGCAAAGUCUAAAAAAAACUUAUUUGAUAAAAUAGCGAGAAUCUCACAUUCUAGGUGA